Messenger RNA from Aspergillus piperis CBS 112811, 1163 nucleotides. RefSeq names its product dihydroneopterin aldolase. The transcript is spliced from 2 exons. Gene Ontology annotation, molecular function: dihydroneopterin aldolase activity. Gene Ontology annotation, cellular component: cytoplasm. The record is from RefSeq and is a predicted model, not a curated record. Gene Ontology annotation, biological process: folic acid-containing compound metabolic process. Bases 38 to 1090 code for a protein of 350 amino acids. NCBI's taxonomy places the organism in Eukaryota, Fungi, Ascomycota, Eurotiomycetes, Eurotiales, Aspergillaceae.
CUCCUCUCAUAUCUCUGUCGCCCAUCUUACAGUCACCAUGGCCGAUCAACGCGUAAAUGUUCAUAUCCCAUCCCACCCCCCGGUGUUGGACAGCGUGCGUCUUCGCAACAUCCAACUGCCCCUCCCAGCUGCCCCGGACCCAUGGCACCGUUCCGGUAAAUCGCAGCCUUGCACGGCAUCGCUGAAGCUCUCCUACUCCUCCGCCGUGGCCGCCGCCAUUGCCGACGAUGUCUCCCUCUCCUUGGACUACGGCAAGCUUUACCGCCGUCUCGAGGAGGAUAUCCGUAACCUGGGCAAGCACCCCGAGAACCCGGGACACCGAAUGAUCAGUGUCGACGGGAGCCGCCGUGACGAGAUGUUGGCAAGUGAUGUGGGACAGGAUGUGCGCUUGACGGCCGGAAUUGUGGCUCAUUGUGGACUUGGACUGUUGGAUGAGACUGCUGCUGGGGUCCGUAGGAUGUCGCACGUGCACAACACCCAGCGGAGAAGCAGCGCUUCGGCGGGCUCACAGUCUCAGGCUCUGGCGGCUAUUUUCAACUCAUCUUCGACUUCGCCUAUUGACGGGGUGUUUGGCCAAUGUGAGGUGUCUUUGCAUCUCCCCAAGGCAUUGCUGCGGGCGGACGAAGGACUUAAGUACCGGAGUGUGACGGUAUGGGGGUAUCGUCAGGCUAAUGAGGCUGUUACGGACGAUGUGGGAGAGUCGGAGCGCUGUCCGGUCGUCCUGGAGGAGGAGUUCCGCAUUGAUGGGAUUCGGUGCUACUGUAUCUUGGGCGUCAACUCUCACGAGAGGGUGGAGAAGCAGGCUGUCAUUGUCUCUCUGGAGUUUAAGGGUCCUGGACAGCUGCCUUGGGGGUCUACGGUGGUCAAUACGUACCAAGCCAUGACCCGGGCUGUCGCUGAGCGGGUCGAAACCACCUCUUUCCAGACGGUGGAGGCCUUGGCGACAUUUGUCGCGCGCAUUGUCACGGUGGAAUUUGGGAAUGAACGGGUGACAGUGCGGGUUGAAAAGCCCAGUGCGCUGGCCUUCGUGGAGGGAUCGGGGGUGGAAAUCACUCGGUCGCAGGUCUUUUUUGAAGGGAGAGAUGCAUGAAGAGCUGCAGGGGGUUUUGGAUGGAUCUGAACCUCUAGUACAAAAUAAUUACUAAAUAGUUGGUUGAGGCGGG